UUGGACGCACCAGCGCAAGUUAAAUGGCAGCCUACACAUCUGCCACGCUUGCCUUGUAAAAGUUGCCGUUUUUCAUAUUUUUCUUGUUAAAAAACACGCGAAUUCAUCUGCAACCAUGUCGGGGAGAACAGGCAACAAGCUGCCAAACAAUCUGCCGCAACUGCAGAAUCUUAUUAAAAGAGAUCCGCAGUCUUACGUGGAGGAGUUUCAGCAGCAGUACCGACACUACCAGUCCAAUUUGCAGAUCUUCAGACUGCAGCCUGACAAGCCGAACAAGGAGCUGGCGGAUCUCUCCAUGUUUCUGGCCCAGGUUGCUCACUGCUACCUGCAGCAACUGUCAACCUUUCCACAAGAGCUGCGUGAGUUAUUAAUGAGUCACCACACAGUCCUGCAGCCAGACCUCAGAAUGACAUUCUGCAAGUCGCUGAUUCUUCUGAGGAAUAAAGAUCUGAUCGACCCCUGCGGCCUCCUGGAGCUCUUCUUUGAGCUGCUGCGAUGUCACGACAAACUGCUCAGAAAGACACUGUACUUACACAUUGUGGCAGAUAUCAAAAACAUCAAUGCGAAGCACAAAAAUAACAAAGUUAACACAACAUUACAGAACUUCAUGUACACCAUGCUGAGAGACAGUAAUCCCCUCGCAGCCAAGAUCUCUUUAGAUGUAAUGGUGGAGCUUUACAAAAGGAACAUAUGGAACGAUGCCAAAACAGUCAAUGUCAUUGUAACAGCGUGCUUCUGCAAGGUUACAAAGAUUGUUGUUGCUGGUCUGAAGUUCUUCCUGGGCAAAGAUGAAGAUGAGAAAAAUGACAGCGAUUCAGAAUCAGAGGCGGAGGGGCCAACAGUCCGAGAUCUGAAGGUGAGAUACGCCACUGGCAAGAAAACCACCAAAAGCAAGAAGAAGAUGGACAAGGCAAUGAAAGUCCUCAAGAAACACAAGAAAAAGAAAAGGGUAGAAGUGUUCAACUUCUCUGCUAUUCACCUGAUUCACGAUCCUCAAGAUUUCUCAGAGAAACUCUUGAAGCAGUUGGAAGACUCUAAAGAGCGCUUUGAGGUGAAGAUGAUGAUGAUGGAGUUCAUAUCCAGACUGGUGGGAAUCCACGAGCUCUUCCUCUUCAAUUUCUAUCCCUUUGUCCAGAGGUUUCUACAGCCACAUCAGAGAGGUGGGAAUCACCAGAGACCCCAUGAUUUGGGGAGACCCACAGAGGCGUCAGCAGAGGCCAAGAUCAAAAACUACGGAGAGCUCGAGGCUAAAGAUUAUAUCCCUGGAGCUGAAGUCCUGGAGGUGGAGGAGAUUGAAAAAGAUGGAGAGAAAGAACAAGAUGGCUGGGAGAGCGCCAGUAUCAGUGAUGGUGAUGACGAUGGGGAGUGGGUGGACGUUCACCACUCGGGUGAUGAAGACACAGCAGAAGUGGCGGAGAUUCUUCAGAAUAUGCCAGUUGAGGAAAGAAAGGUCAAAGCGGCGGCGGUCAGCGGCAGCCGGCUCCUCACUCAGGAAGACUUCAAGAAGAUCCGACUCGUCCAGCUGGCCAAGGAGAUCGACAACGCGCCAGGAAAGGGCCAGAAGAGGACAAAUGUGGACCUCGACGAAGAGGAGGACAACAGAGGAGAGGUGCUAACCUUGAGGCAUAUUGAGAAACUGCAUAAGAAACCAAAAGACGACAAGGACACUCGCCUGGCAACAGCAAAGGCGGGAAGGUCAGAACGGAAGGACUUUCAUAAGAAGCACCAGAAGCUCAACCCUUUCGCCAGCACCAGCAACAAGGAGAAGAGGAAGACUAAGAACUUCAUGAUGAUGAGACACAGCGACAGCGUCAGAACUAAAGGCAAACGCUCCUUCAGAGACAAACAGAUUGCUCUACGGGACUCACUCCUAAAAAAGAAGAAGUUGCACUAGAAGGACAUGUUAUGAUGAAUUUGCCUCGUCUGUCAAACAUGGUCAGUUUAUCAAUGUAUUAUUUUCAGCAUAUAACCUGUAUCCAUUUACAAUAUUCUGAAAUAAACAAUAUUUGGUCAUUA
Molecule: messenger RNA, 2016 nt
Organism: Notothenia coriiceps (black rockcod)
Lineage: Eukaryota; Metazoa; Chordata; Actinopteri; Perciformes; Nototheniidae
Gene: sdad1
Product: SDA1 domain containing 1
Exons: 19
Coding region: 116-1894 (592 amino acids)
Biological process (GO): ribosomal large subunit export from nucleus; ribosomal large subunit biogenesis
Cellular component (GO): nucleolus
Source: RefSeq, a predicted model, not a curated record